Messenger RNA from Neltuma alba, 1458 nucleotides. RefSeq names its product adenosylhomocysteinase-like. Gene Ontology annotation, molecular function: adenosylhomocysteinase activity. Gene Ontology annotation, biological process: L-methionine cycle. Gene Ontology annotation, cellular component: cytosol. Bases 1 to 1458 code for a protein of 485 amino acids. NCBI's taxonomy places the organism in Eukaryota, Viridiplantae, Streptophyta, Magnoliopsida, Fabales, Fabaceae. The record is from RefSeq and is a predicted model, not a curated record. The transcript is spliced from 2 exons.
AUGGCGUUCGUCGACGGCCUUUCUCAUACCGACAUCGUCCGCCUCAUAGAAGAGCUUGCCGGGGUCGAGAUGGCCGGUCUCGAGACUUGCCUUAAAGAGUUCGUCUCUUUACAGCCUCUGAGCGGCGCCAGAAUCACCGUUUCCUGCCACAGGUCUAGUGAAACCGGCGGCCUCACCAAACUCCUAGAAGCUCUCGGAGCCGAAGUUCGCUGGUUUCCCUGUUACAUCUUCCCUAGUCAGGAUGACGCUGCCGCCGCCGACGCCUCCGACUCUCGGAUGGGAAAGAAGGCGGAUAAGGGGUAUUGGCGGGGUACGGAUCGUGCACUUAACUGGGGUCUUUCUGGUGGUCCCGAUCUGAUUGUUGACUUCGGUGGUGACCUUACCUUCUUGAUCCAUGAAGGUGUGAAAGCUGAAGAGAUUUAUGCCAAGACUGGUCAGCUGCCAGACCCGUCUUCUACUGAAAAUGCUGAGUUGCGGGCUGUUCUCAGUAUCAUCGGAGAGGGCUUAAACACUGACCCCAACAGGUACCACAAUAUGAAGGGGAGCCUCGUUGGUGUCUCUGAAGACAGCGCUGCUGGAGUGGAGAGGCUUUACCAGAUGCAAGCUGAUGGAACUCUGUCGUUCCCUGCCAUCAGUGUCAACGGCUCUGACACCAAGAGGAAGUUCAGUAACUUCCUCAUCCGCUCUCUUUUUGUUAUCACGGGAGCCACCAACAUGACGAUUCCUGGCAAAAAAGCCAUUGUGUUUGGAUUUGAAAAUGCCAGCAAGGGAUUUGCCAAAGCACUGAAGCAGGCUGGUGCUGACGUGGUUGUGUACGAGGUUGAUUCCAACCUAACAGUUCAAGCUCACCUAGAAGGUUUCUCAGUCAUUAAGAUUCUUGGCGAUGGUGUUUUUGAGGAAGACAUAUUUGUUAUCAACGGGGGUAAUAUCGAUGUGUUUAAACACGUAGAGAAGAUGAAGAACAACACCAUUAUUUACUACAUGGAUACUACAUUGGACGAUGAUAGCGAUAUCUAUGCUGGGCACGAGCAAUGCUUCUCGGGCAUGACACAUAUCGUCGUCAAUCCUCAAACUGACAAAUGGGUCUUUCCUGAGAGAGACAAAUGCAUCAUCGUAUACAAAGGUUACCCUAGGUUUGUGUUGUCUUGGUCUUGCACAAGCCAUGUGGUUGCUCUGCUUGAUUUGUGGAGCAAGAAUGGGACUGACGACAAGUACCAGAAUAAGGUUCAUGUUUUGCCUGAGCAUCUUGAAAACAAGGUGUCUGAUCUUCACCUUGCCAAGUUUACGGCCGCCAAAGGAGGGGCCGGUCAAGUCGUUGAUAAGAAGGGGAUAUUACUCAUGGUUGUUCAAGCUUGUUCGCUUAUUCUGGGCUUCAUGAAAGCUACCAAAGUUAGCAUAGAUCUCUCAGUUCCCAAAGUUUCCAUAGAUAUCCCAUUUUCUGCUAUCUUAGGUAAUUAA